Molecule: messenger RNA, 1002 nt
Organism: Prunus armeniaca (apricot)
Lineage: Eukaryota; Viridiplantae; Streptophyta; Magnoliopsida; Rosales; Rosaceae
Source: the annotation of a GenBank genome assembly
AUGGUAUUUGGAGACUGUACAUGUGAAUCUGAGGACACAGAGCACAACAAAGAAGCUGCACUCAAGUACAAACUAGGUUCCAUAGCUUCCAUCCUUGUUGCCGGUGCUGUUGGGGUCAGUCUGCCAUUGCUAGGCAAGAAAAUCCCAACUCUAAGACCCGAAAACGACAUCUUCUUCAUGAUCAAGGCCUUCGCAGCCGGCGUGAUUCUAGCAACUGCGUUCAUUCACAUACUACCAGAUGCAUUUGACAACUUGACCUCACCAUGUCUUAAAGAAAAUCCAUGGGGAAAAUUUCCCUUCACUGGUUUUGUUGCCAUGCUAUCUGCCAUUGGAACACUGAUGGUUGAUUCAUUGGCAACCGGGUACUACCAGAGGUCAAACAUAAAGUCCAGCCAAGUGACAGUUCAUGAAUUGGAGACGAGUGAUCAUGUACAUGGUCAUGCAGCAGAUCAUGUACAUGGCCACACACAUGCCACACAGAGUCAUGCUCAUGGCUCUGAAGAAUUGACGUCAUCAGAAUUAAUCAGGCACCGUGUCAUUUCGCAAGUCUUGGAGCUGGGGAUCCUAGUGCACUCAGUUAUAAUUGGAAUAUCAUUGGGUGCUUCCCAAAGCCCUGAAACAAUAAAGCCUCUCAUGGUGGCUCUGUCUUUCCAUCAAUUCUUUGAGGGCGUGGGCCUUGGUGGCUGCAUCUCCCAGGCUAAAUUCAAGUCUCGGUCUGCAGCGAUCAUGGCUGCAUUUUUCUCACUCACAACCCCAGUGGGGAUUGCAAUUGGCAUUGGCAUAUCAACCGUUUACAAUGAAAGCAGUCCCACUGCUCUAAUUGUUGAAGGGACUUUCAAUGCUGCUGCAGCUGGGAUUUUGAUUUACAUGGCUCUUGUUGACCUACUGGCAGCUGAUUUCAUGAACCCUAGACUGCAAAGCAAUUUGAAGAUUCAAUUAGGAGCAUAUAUUUCACUUCUUCUAGGGACUGGUUGUAUGUCUGUCAUAGCCAAGUGGGCUUGA